Molecule: messenger RNA, 2844 nt
Organism: Fonsecaea erecta
Lineage: Eukaryota; Fungi; Ascomycota; Eurotiomycetes; Chaetothyriales; Herpotrichiellaceae
Exons: 3
Coding region: 1-2844 (947 amino acids)
Biological process (GO): phosphatidylinositol dephosphorylation
Cellular component (GO): endoplasmic reticulum
Molecular function (GO): phosphatidylinositol-4-phosphate phosphatase activity
Source: RefSeq, a predicted model, not a curated record
AUGGGCCUGGUCCGCAGGCUAUUGAUCUGGGCAGCCGUUGAUGGCGUCGUCCUCCAGGCUCAUGGGUCUGCAGAGCAUCCGAGAGCGCUCCAGAUCGACUACAAGAGCCGCCAGGUUAAAGAGCUUGGGAAGUUGGAUGCAUUGGCGAAGAAACCAACUGCACUGGAAGCCCACGGCAUUGUCGGAUUGCUCUCGAUUGCCUCGUCUUCUUUCCUCAUCGCAAUCACUCAGCGGGAGCAAGUUGCGCAGAUAUUUGGAAAACCGAUCUAUGUCAUUACAGACGUUGCCAUUCUUCCGCUGUCUUCCCAGAAAGCAGCCUCCCUGGCCAUCACAACCAUAUUGGAGUCUCAGGCGUCAGCCUCGUCCACAACCGAUACAGAAACCGAUGUGACCGACACGGAGGACAGCAAUACAAGUUUGCAGGACCAAGAAGAACCUGAAACUCCCAUAGAGCACACGGCCCCUCAACAAAAGAUGUCAAACCCCACCAGCAUCGCCAGAGAUGUCAUUGCUAACCGAGGCCAAUAUGGACGAUUUGCGAGCCAAUGGUUUUCCAAGCAGGGCUGGGGUGGAGGAAAGGACUCAGGAACCACCUCUGGCCCUUCAGCUAAGAGCGAUACCUCGAAGACGGCAACCAGCUCGAGACCCGAGGCGGCCGUCGCUGUUGCAGCAAAUCAACCCGACACCAGUAGCGAUGUUGAAGCACAAGAACAAAGCCACAGCAAAGAUGCCGAGCAGUUAUUGAGCGACACCUCCAUCACCGAGGCGACUCCCAAGGUUCUGAGAAGAACAAAGAUGAUCUUGACCUCGGGCAGUUAUUUCUUUUCUUACGAUUUUGAUUUGACGCGCAGAUUAGCGAUCAUGGAGGGAAGCGCAACUGCUCCUGCGCGCGAGACUCUCGACCCCAUGUAUUUCUGGAACCGGCGUUUACUAGGUCCAUUCAUGGACGCCAGGCAAGAUUCCUUCAUGAUGCCCAUAAUGCAAGGUUUUGUAGGCCAACGGACUUUCACAGUCAAGAAGGCAGAAUCAGAGAAUUCACAGUCGGCCUGUGUGGUGGACGCUGAGCAUGAGGAGCAGCCAGAAGGGAUACAACACGCUGUAGACCAUGCUAAAGAUGGUUUCGCCAGUGCCAGCACUGACAUGCAGUCCUACCUCCUCACACUGAUUUCACGACGGUCCGUCAAGCGAUCGGGCCUUCGGUAUCUUCGACGUGGCCUCGACGAUGACGGCAACUGCGCCAAUGCCGUGGAGACUGAACAGAUUCUGUCUGCUCCAGAUUGGUCUCCUUCUCGACGAAUACGAUCCUUCGUCCAGAUCCGUGCAUCCAUCCCCCUUUACUUCUCGCAGUCGCCCUACUCGUUGAAGCCAACUCCGAUGCUCCAUCAGUCACCAUCCAAAAAUGAUGCAGCCAUGAAGAAGCAUUUUCAGGAUCUCAGGCGACGAUAUGGAGGUGUCCAAAUUGCCUGUUUGGUGGAUAAGCAUGGUCCUGAAAACAUCAUUGGCGAGGCCUACGAGAAUAAGGUCCAGUCCUUGCAGGACUCGAGUCAACUUGAAGGUGUUCAGUAUGAAUGGUUCGAUUUCCAUGCCGAGUGUCGUGGCAUGAAGUUCGAGAACGUCUCGAGGCUUGUUGACAAGCUCGAAGGUACUAUCCAAAAUUACGGAGAGACUGUGAUCUCCCAAAAAGGCAUCGAGACAUCCCAAUCCGGAAUCAUUCGCACCAAUUGUAUGGAUUGCUUGGACCGCACCAACGUUGCUCAGAGUGCCUUUGGACAGUAUAUGCUGCAGAAGGACCUGGCCAGGGAAGGGUUUGAGAUCGACUUGCUCCACGACGAGACCACCACCUGGUUCAAUACCCUAUGGGCUGACAAUGGGGACGCCAUAUCUCGACAGUAUGCAUCCACAGCAGCACUGAAAGGGGAUUUCACGCGGACCCGUCGCCGCAACUAUCGUGGAGCUUUGAAUGAUUUCAGCCUGACCUUGACUCGGUAUUACAACAACAUGGUCAACGACUAUUUCUCCCAGGCGGUCAUUGACUUCCUCCUUGGCAACAUGUCGUGGAGAGUGUUUGAAGAUUUUGAGAGCAAUAUGAUGAGUAAAGACCCAGGGAUAUCUAUAGAUCAAGUUCGGCAAACUGCUAUUGAGAGUUGUGCAAAACAAGUCAUACAGGAGAAGGACGAAGACCUUAUCCACGGCUGGACGAUGCUGACGCCGGCACACGAGAACACUCUGCGGACAAUGCCCUUCGAAGAGGCGGUUGUGCUGCUAACAGAUGCCGCUCUGUACUGUUGUAGGUUUGACUGGACGACCGAAAAGCUUGCCUCGUUUGAAAAGGUUGACCUGCGAUCUGUCUCGAAGAUCCGGUACGGAACAUACAUCACGUCGACUUUCAGUGAACGACAGAUGAAAGAAGAGCUCAACGCCGGAGUUGUGGUAAUAUAUCAGCCCGGCAAAGGGAACACCAUCCGGACGAACACGAGGUCCUUACAGAACUAUGUCGCACCCAAGACAGACGAAUCCGAGAAUCGAAUCGACGGAGGCACAGGGAUCUUAUCUUGGCUUAGUCCUGCUUCCGCAACAUCACGAAAGCUGGCCAUGAAGGUGAUCCCGGCCGCAACGACAGACUCGGAUGGAGUUGCUGGGCCUCAAGCAGAGCCACCCCUGGCUAUAGCUGAGAACAUUGCAGGUGAGAUCCGCCGAGCGCUCACGGGGAGCAAUGAAUACGGCGCGCAGCAAGGAAAUGACCUUGUAGAGCAGUCGGCCAUUAUCUCGUUGGAAGAAGCGAAGAAACGAACUGGAUAUUUUGAGCAGCUCGGCCAUUCCCUUAAGAAGAUGGUAUGGACAUGA